Messenger RNA from Aspergillus candidus, 464 nucleotides. RefSeq lists its product as uncharacterized. NCBI's taxonomy places the organism in Eukaryota, Fungi, Ascomycota, Eurotiomycetes, Eurotiales, Aspergillaceae. The coding region runs from base 88 to 384 and encodes 98 amino acids. The record is from RefSeq and is a predicted model, not a curated record. The transcript has a single exon.
GCACUUUUGACCUUCCACGUUCCAUUAUUAUAUCUCAACGCCCAAAAAAAUCAGAAACAAAAAAACAAAAUCAAACAGACAACGGCCAUGUUUUGGUGCGCCCUUGGCCUCCGACACCUGAAGUUCAACCAGACUCAUCUCGCUCGCCAUGAUUGGACUACAUCCCAGUGCAGAAGUCAUUUAGAUCUGUACUAUCCCGGUUUCCCCUCCCCCCUCUGCAUCGAGACAACACGGCUCGUUUCUCGGGACACCACCAUCCUGGUCAGACUAGUCUAUUUAUUUGUUUAUUAUUAUCAACAUUUUUUUUUUCUUCUUUUUGUCCAGAUGGUUGACGAACCCCCUAUGUUUAACAUCUGUCGUUGUAUCAAUAUUGCAGCAAAGUAACCAAACGCCACAGUCGUCCAACGGUCGACUCGACCCAACUUUCCUGACCCGAGAGACCUCUCUAUUCGCAGGAAUUGAAU